Molecule: messenger RNA, 1188 nt
Organism: Parastagonospora nodorum SN15
Lineage: Eukaryota; Fungi; Ascomycota; Dothideomycetes; Pleosporales; Phaeosphaeriaceae
Exons: 3
Coding region: 1-1188 (395 amino acids)
Biological process (GO): fructose metabolic process; fructose 2,6-bisphosphate metabolic process
Cellular component (GO): cytosol
Molecular function (GO): 6-phosphofructo-2-kinase activity; ATP binding; fructose-2,6-bisphosphate 2-phosphatase activity
Source: RefSeq, a predicted model, not a curated record
AUGCGAUCACCCAAGGUCGUCGAGUUCGCGAAGAAUGGUAUCCAGACCGUGUUCAUCGAGUCGCACUGUACAGAUGAGCGCAUCAUCCAGGAGAACGUGCGUCGAGUGAAGAUCGGCUCUCCCGACUACAUUGGCUGGAAGGAUGAGGAUGCUGUGCAGGACUAUCUCGCUCGCAUCAACUCACGGAUACCGCACUUUGAGACCAUGGAGGAGCCCGACUUGCACUGGAUCAAGAUGAUCAACGCCGGCGAGCGAGUCGUCGUCAAUAAUUGUGCAUUCGGCUACUUGUCCCAACGAAUCGUCUUCUAUCUCCUGAACUUGCACAUCAAGUCAAGACAAACGUACUUUGCUCGCGCUGGAACCACUAGCGAAGAGGACUCGUACAAGGCGGAUGCCAACCUUUGUGACGAUGGCCGAGACUACGCAAAGAAAAUGAGCGAAGUACUGAUGAAGUAUCGCGAGGAAGAGAAGCAAAGGCUGGUUGAUCAAGGCGCGCCAGAUGCUGCCCUGAAGCCUCUGACCAUCUGGACUUCAACGCGAAGGCGCACAGUGCAAACGUCCGAGUACCUCGCAAAUAUGGGUUACCGCGUCAGACAACGAUCGCAAAUGAGCCAGAUGAACCCCGGUGUAUGCGAGAAGAUGUCGGAAGCGAAGAUCCGGCAAGAGUUCCCCGAAGAGGUCAAGAAGCACGAGGCUGAUCCGUACCACCACCGGUACCCAAGGGCUGAGUCAUACCAUGAUCUCGCAGUGCGUAUGGAGCCCAUCAUUCUUGAGCUUGAGCGUGAAGAGAAUGAUCUGCUCAUUAUCGCGCACGAGUCCGUGUUGCGUGUGCUUUAUGGGUAUUUGAUGGCAUGUAAUGCAGCCGACAUCCCGAAGCUCCAGUUCCCACGGGACGAGAUAAUAGAGGUUUGCACAUCUGCCUCCACGCUAAGAAGGCGCGUACUAACUGUGGACCAGAUCAUACCUUCAAGCUACAACAACGUCGCCAAGCGGAUUAAGAUUCCCGGCCUCCCCCAGAGCAUGGUGCCAGGAAGCCCAGAGGACAUUCAGAUCCCAGUACCCCCUAGUGGAGCAGUAAGUCCCAUGCCGGGAAUGGGAACUCCACAGACUGGUUCGGGCACAGCCACCCCACAGAACUCCUCACAGCCUCUUAAUUUGAGCAAGACGCAUAUUAACCCGUCUGCUUGA